Cryptomeria japonica (Japanese cedar) is the source of this 5450-nucleotide messenger RNA. Its product is annotated as protein NLP9. Gene Ontology annotation, molecular function: protein binding; DNA-binding transcription factor activity. The record is from RefSeq and is a predicted model, not a curated record. The transcript is spliced from 6 exons. Bases 500 to 4171 code for a protein of 1223 amino acids. NCBI's taxonomy places the organism in Eukaryota, Viridiplantae, Streptophyta, Pinopsida, Cupressales, Cupressaceae.
CCAACAAGCGACGACCCCCUUUAGGGGGGAUGAGCUGAGCUGACCAGAGCACAUCAUAAGAAAUUCAAGCUCGACACGGAAUAGCUUAUAAUGUGUUUGAAAGGGGAAGCCUACAAUUUUACUGUGGAAGAGGUAUGGAGAUCCCCUACGAGAUCACGUAUCCUCUCCACAUUCCCUAAAGAUCAUAAUUUGUUUUAUUCAUUAAUUUGUCAACGGAGCAAGCUAUGUAGACAGUUCAUUGACACAACAUUGUGGAAAAUCGCUUUAUAUGGAUCUAUGAAUUGAUGACAACAAGAUUCCAUUCGGGACAGGCAGUUCGAGAUUCCGUAUAAAGUAAUACUAGAUUCUUGGCUUCAGUUCCCUGUCUUGUGUUUUCGUCUCUGGUCAACUAAAACAUAUCGGUGAGUACGGGCGAAGCAGCAUAUGAGGUCAUAUCCAGGUUCAAUUUACAGCAGGGGAACAACAAUCCCUAAAAACCCACACCAUAGAAAGUGCCAAAAUGCAACAGGAAAAACAAACAGCAGAGCAGCAGCGGCGGUGGCAUCAAUUUAAUUCACCUCCCAGGAUAUGCCCAGUUACCGAGUUGAUAGUAGCAAUUCCAUCUACUGUAGGGUCAGGAGUCCAGGAAAAUUCCCACCUUAUGUCAGAAAUCAUGGAACUAGACAGUUGGAUUGACCCAAUUGCGGAAUCCUGCUGGAUGAGACCAGACUCUGGAUCACUUUCUCAUGUUAAUUUUUCAUCUUUAGUGGCCUCUCCAGAAUCCUCCACUUCUUUUUUCUCUGCAUACUCUCCUUUGGUGCAGUUGGGUGUUCAAUCUCGUUCCCAGUCUUCCUCUGCCCUUGUUGAGUCUGAUUCAGCUACUGCUGCUAGUUGUAGGGAGCAUUUUCAUAUCGAAUCCUCUAGUGAUGAUGAAAGACAACAACAGCAGAUGCAGUUGGCAGUCAGUACUGCUUUUCCUUCCCAUUCGUCAGGAUUCUCGCCCUCAAUUGCCAAUUUUCCUGUUGGCCUUUCACAGUUGAUUCUGCCAGACGACCUCUUAAUGACAUCAUCAUCGUCUGUGGCUUCAGGAAAUUCUAAUGAGCAACCACUAUUGAAGAAUGCUGCCACAGUUGAGAUGGCUUAUUCAACUUCAACUAUGUUGAAACAGUUCGAUGACUUUUAUAAUACCAGGAGCACAGGUAGUCUCAGCCCAAGCAGCUCUUGGGAGCAGAGGUUGUUCAAGGAAAUAACCUCGGAGUAUUAUGAUCCAAGAUUAGAAGAGAGUCCGAUGUCCGAUUUUGUUACUGAUGUCGAACAGCAGAAACAUCAAAAUGAUAUUGAGAAAGGGAAGUACCAGGGUCCAUUAUUAAACCGGCUUUCAAAUCUUAGAACUGAAACAAGAAAUACUAUGCUCUUUCAAACAGUGCCAGUAUCUCUUGCACAAAAAUUUAUAAGAGCUCUUACAUACCUUAAAAACUUGUCUGGAGAGAAUAUUCUUGCACAGGUCUGGAUUCCGGUGAGAGACGGGAGCAGAUAUGUCUUAACAACGUGUGAACAACCCUUUGUGCUAGAUCAUAGAUUGACUGGAUAUCGAGAAGUGUCAACUAAUUAUACUUUUGCAGCAGAAGAAAUUCCAGGUUCUUUUCCAGGGCUACCAGGUCGGGUUUUCCUCCGAAGGAUGCCAGAAUGGUCUCCGAAUGUGCAAUUGUAUAGUGGCAGUGAAUAUCUAAGGGUAAAUCAUGCACGUGAGUAUAACAUCCGUGGAUCCAUUGCAGUGCCCGUCUUUGAGCCUGAUGGUCAGUCAUGUGUUGCAGUUGUGGAAGUUGUUACAACGGCAGAGAAAUUUAGUUUCAAAUCUGAGGUUGAUAAUCUUAGCAAAGUACUUCAGGGGGUCAAUUUAAAGAGCAGUAAUGAAGGUUUGGAGCAUUCUAAAUUGGAGCGCCACUCUGAACACCAUGAGGCUGCUUUAGCUGAGAUACUAGAAGUUUUAACAGCUGUCUGUCAGACACACAAACUUCCACUGGCACAGACCUGGGUUCCAUGCAGGCAUUGCAAUAUGCAAUUGGAUGGAGGUAUGGAUGGAAAGAGCAGUGAUACUCAAAAUGGCAGCCUGGGUCAGACUUUCUUGUCACUUCAGGAUCGGGCAUGUUAUGUAAAUGAUCCUGUUAUGAAGGGCUAUAAGGAUGCAUGCUCUGAAUAUCAUUUAGAGAAAGGGCAAGGAGUCCCUGGAAAAGCAUUUGAAUCAAAUCAACCAUAUUUUUCAAAUAAUGUAAAAUCUUAUAGCAUAACAGAGUACCCUCUUGUCCAUUAUGCACACCUGUUUGGUAUGAAUGCUGCUGUUGCUGUUCGCUUACGAAGCACUCACACUGGAAAUGAUGACUAUGUUCUGGAGUUUUUCCUCCCAACCAAUUGUAAAGACAUCUCUGAGCAGCAACUCAUGUUGAACAGUUUAUCUAUUACCAUGCAGAGGGUGAGCAAAAGCCUAAGAACUGUAGGUGAUGAUGAGCUGAAGGAAGAUGGAAUUAAGGGGAAGGAAAAUUCACAGAGUGAGUGUGAAAAUUUCCCAUCUGUUAGCAAUACGCAGAGGAAUUAUAAACCGCAUCAGAUUCCUUUGCCUGGCUCUCUAAUUGAUCGGGACAAUUUCUCUAGGGAAGGAAUGGCUGAUCAGGAUUCGCAUCAACAGAAGGAUUACGCCUUUUCAAAGAAGAAGCUAGAAAAGAGGCGUGGUACCGCAGAGAAGACUAUAAGCUUAAAUGUUCUUCAGCAUUACUUUUCUGGAAGCCUUAAAGAUGCUGCCAGGAGCAUUGGAGUGUGCCCCACUACAUUGAAAAGGAUAUGCCGACAGCAUGGAAUUGCAAGGUGGCCAUCACGCAAGAUAAAUAAAGUUAACCGAUCUAUAAAGAAGCUUCAAGGUGUCAUUGAUUCAGUACAGGGGCCAGAUGGAGCUUUGAAAUUAAAUGCCAUUACAAGUGACAUACUCACUACAGCUUCCAGGGUCCAAGAAUUGCAGAUGCGUACCAGUAUCCCAUCCUCUCAGGGAAGCUGGCCAGUUUCAUGGCCCUCUGCACAGGAGUUUGUAUUAAGCCAAGCUGUGCCAGGUGAAGCAAAUGUUCCUAUGAUGGAAACUAUGUCUCAUCAGAAUGAAGAAAUUAUAAAGGAUGUGCCCCCGACAGAAUUUUCAGCUGGAUUGGAAUCCUCACCUUCUGUGAAGGCAACUCCAGGGGCACAAGGUGGUAGUGAUACUCACAUGCAAAGCCUCCCAGCUGAUGGAAGCAUUUCAUCAAGGCAGGAUGAUUUAUUUGCACAGAAUUCUCGAGGGAGUACCCAGCAAGGACCAUUGAGUAAUGUCAAAGGCGGAAAAGAGCUAAGUAGGAACACAGAUAAAGAUUCUCACUCAGAAGGGUUGACUCAUCAAAAAGGUGUGAGAACCAUGAGUUCUAUUCAUGCACCUUUUACUGAAAGGUGUCAUCGUGUGACUAGCACAUUUGAUAUUAGUGAUGAAUUGAAUUUCAGCAGAGAAAAUCAACAGACAUCUUUCCAGCAAAGGUUCACAGAGGGAAUUCUGGAAAGCCAUCUACAAUCUAGAAAUCAUUUUCAAGGAGGAAAACAUUACCAUGUGGACUUGAAGGAGAUUAAGGAGCAUGUGAACUUGCAGGAUGCUGACAACCGUGUCACUUCCAGAAGCUCAAAUCUUGUUGAUCUGGCUAAUGACACAGGACCUAGAUUUUAUGCUAGAGAUGAAGUAGUAUCUGGGCAGAAAAUAAUUCUCCCCAGCUCUUCAGCUAUUACAAAUUCUUCAAAUGGUUCUGAAUCUUCACUAUUCCAUCCAAGUGAUUCUGGUUCACCCACAGAUAGUAUUGUAGAUAUUUCACAAAAAGAAAUACUUAUUAAAGAUGAGAGUUUAAGAAUUACAGUGAAGGCAACAUAUAAAGAAGAUACAGUUCGAUUCAAACUGCCAUCAACUUCUGGAUAUUCUGAAUUAUGUGAGGAAGUGGCUCAACGAUUUAAGGUGGCAAUUGGCACAUUUCAGCUCAAGUAUCUAGAUGAUGAUGACGAGUGGGUGAUAUUGACAUGCAAUGCUGAUUUGUUAGAGUGUAUAGAUGUAAUGAACUUUUCUGGUCGGCAUGCAAUUAAGCUUUUGGUUCGUGAUUCGGUCUUUGAUGCUGGGAGCUCUAGUGAAAUGUUAAGAUGAAUCUUGUUUUUACUCUGGUUUUGGAGAUUCUAACUGGGAUUUCUCAUCUCAAUUGUAUGAUUUUCUGUACUCAUAGAUUCCUGGAUGCAGUAAGAGAUUAAGCUGUUAAUUUUCCUCUUUAAGUGCCAAGCACUGGCAGUCAUGAAUGUACGCAUAUCUACAUGUAAAUGAAAAGAAAAAUGGUAAUGCCUGACGAAAGAUUAUCCAUACGGAAAAAUGUUUGUGUCUCAGUUUUGGUAGCUUCAUUUUUGGCUGGAUGAACUCUUCAAAAUUUUACAGCUAUCAAUUAGUGCAAUAUGGUAUCACCAGUCAUUUUCCGUAUAAUAUUGCAAAUCAUGUUAUGGCAUCAUCAUCUUAGGUACUUAUUGGGACUUAAGAUACUGGCCUUAUGACAUUCCACUUAGAUAGUUACCAGGACUGGCAUUUAAGCUUGGAGAUAUGGAAUGGCCUAUAGAAUGGACUGCAUCACCAGUUCAGGAACUCAUUCAAUGUGAGGGCCUUUGGGUACUCUCCCAACGGAGGUCUGUUAGGUGCUUGACCUUGAGGUCGAGGAUCCGAAGGACCCUUUCCCAUUUAAGGUGCUCAUCUAACAUUCAUUAUUUUAAUACUUUUACUUGGACUAAACAGAAAAGAGCAGUUAUAUUUCAAAGAGGAGAAUUGGCACGGCAUGGUUUCAUCUGGAGCUUGGUCAGAAGGUUGAAACCGAAAGAUACAACAUUUGAACCAUAUAAGGAAAAGUUAAAGAACUCCCCAUGCUCUCCUAAAUGGGAUCUCAUACGCGGAAGAGAAGAGCUGCCUAAGCUCAGACCUAAAAGUCAACUUUACAUUUACCUCUAGAAGUUAAAACAAGUAUUCAUUUGAAAAUGAAGCCAAGAUAGAUUCGGUGGGAUGAUUUUAAUUAUAAUAAAAUCCUCUGUUUUUGUUAGUUUUUUCCUUCGAGUGCUGGGUCAAAGGCACAUUAAUUCAUUUUGAGCUCAGGAUAAUCUAACAAUUUCAAGAAUAAUAUGCAGAUGCUUACACAAUCUCCAGUAAUUAUUUAAUUUCCCAAAAUUGCAUGCAAAUCAUUAGUGCUGUGUAAAAGUACAUAGACAAUUGAUAACGGUUUCUUAGAGAUUUCCAUCCCAAUCGGUGUGGUUAAAUUGUCUAUACCACCCUUUGUGGUGGAGAUACCUUUUAACUGAAUCCACAAGUAAAAAUAAUAUACCUUGAAGUGCCUGAAGAUCAUAUAAAAAAUCAUCUGAGCUACUUACCGUGAACUCUCAAUUAGAAUGAACGUCAC